CAACCCUCUCCACCCGAGACUUGGGCAGCGACCUCGGCAGACUAGCGUCCAUCUGUGCUUCGGAGCCAGCAAGGGAGCUCGGGGGCCCCGGCGGGCCGCGUUCCUCCGGGAUGCGAGCCCCAGUGCAGACGCCCGGCAGGGGCGGGCAGCCGCGAGGCUUUUCCAGGCGCACAGGGUUGCUGCUGUUCUGGGGGGCCCGGCGCCCGGCUGUGGCCAGCCUCGCUGGCCCUUGAGGCCGCUGACCUGGGCGCGCCGCCGCUGGGCUCCCAGAGCUAUAUAUCUGCGGCACUCUACUUAUCCACGGAACCUCCUGAGGUCUUCCCAGGCUCAGACCCAUGGAGCCCGCGGUGCUGGCUCCGCACAACCUUGCGCACCACGAGCCAAUCAGCUUCGGCAUCGAUCAGAUUCUGAGCGGCUCCGAACCCCCGGGGGGUGGCCUAGGCCCGGGUCGUACCGGCCAGAGCCACAGCGAGAGUGCGGCAUUCUCGGGUGGAUUCCACGGAGCCUCGGGUUAUGGCCCUGCAGGUUCUCUGGCCCCGCUGCCCAGCAGCUCCGGAGUGGGCCCGGGUGGCGUGAUCCGCGUUCCGGCUCAUCGCCCGCUGCCAGUGCCGCCGCCCGCGGGAGGCGCCCCUGCGGUGCCUGGGCCCUCGGGUUUGGGCGGCGCCGGGAGCCUAGCUGGACUCACCUUUCCAUGGAUGGACAGCGGCCGACGCUUGGCCAAGGAUCGGCUCACCGCAGCGCUGUCGCCCUUCUCUGGGACGCGCCGCAUAGGCCACCCUUACCAAAACCGGACCCCCCCGAAGCGGAAGAAGCCGCGCACGUCCUUUUCCCGCUCGCAGGUGCUGGAGCUGGAACGGCGCUUCCUGCGCCAGAAGUACCUGGCCUCGGCCGAGAGGGCGGCGCUGGCAAAGGCCUUGCGCAUGACCGACGCACAGGUGAAGACCUGGUUCCAGAACCGACGCACCAAGUGGCGGCGCCAGACCGCAGAGGAGCGCGAGGCCGAGAGGCACCGCGCGGGUCGGCUGCUCUUGCACCUGCAGCAGGACGCGCUACCACGGCCGCUGCGGCCGCCCCUGCCGCCGGACCCGCUUUGCCUGCACAACUCGUCACUCUUCGCGCUGCAGAAUCUGCAGCCUUGGGCCGAAGACAACAAAGUGGCUUCUGUGUCUGGGCUUGCCUCGGUAGUGUGAGCUUCGCCUGCUGGAUCCGCCGAGCUCUCUUUACGGGACCAAGGCGCCGCGUGGAACGCCCGUUUCGGGUAGUGGAGCGCGGCUGCUUAGGCCCAUGGUUUCCUGGCAGCCGGGUGUAUGAGAAGCAGCAGGAAUUCAGAUUAUCGUCGACGGCUCUUUGGCCACCGGGUGGGCUCCCAGGCCCCCAUCGAGUAGACUCCCAGGGUGCUCAUGCAGGGCUUUUCCCGCCAUUUUUCACAGUACAGCAUCUAAGCGGCCAGUGGAACCUGAGGUGUGAAAGGGCGGGACCUAUAGGUUGAUAGCCAAUAAGGUGCAGGGAGGGGGAUGGGCUGGCCAAUGGUAGCUACUCUCUUCAGGGACUAAGGGUUCUGCGGUGAAUAGGCUCAGAGCCCUGGACUGAGUACUGAGAGCAGCAAGUGGUGCUGGGAAGGGUUGGCUGCAGCAGGUGCUGUCUAGGGUUACAACAAAGGUGUGAAGAAAGGAAGACGGCAACAACCGAGAAAUAAUGGAGAAGGUGCUGGAGCGCCAGAAUCUGACUGAUCACGACAGGGACCAGAGGGUUGUCAUGUUGGGCAUCUCAUCCCUCAACUGUAAAAUAAUAGCUAAGGAUUCCUUCUUGA
Molecule: messenger RNA, 1810 nt
Organism: Marmota monax (woodchuck)
Lineage: Eukaryota; Metazoa; Chordata; Mammalia; Rodentia; Sciuridae
Gene: Tlx2
Product: T cell leukemia homeobox 2
Exons: 3
Coding region: 336-1190 (284 amino acids)
Biological process (GO): animal organ development; regulation of transcription by RNA polymerase II
Cellular component (GO): nucleus
Molecular function (GO): RNA polymerase II cis-regulatory region sequence-specific DNA binding; DNA-binding transcription factor activity, RNA polymerase II-specific
Source: RefSeq, a predicted model, not a curated record